This is a messenger RNA of Aureobasidium uvarum, 261 nucleotides long. The record is from the annotation of a GenBank genome assembly. Lineage: Eukaryota; Fungi; Ascomycota; Dothideomycetes; Dothideales; Saccotheciaceae.
AUGGCCUCUGGUGCCUCCACCACCAACCCUUCCAAGAACGUCACACCACAAGUCACCGGCUUCUCCCAGGUCCAACCGCGCAACACUGCCGAGGGCCAGGGUGGAAACAUGGGUGUCUUUUUGAGUUGGCACGAGAAGGUAUUCCCAAGUUACUGCCUUUACCAUAUGUACCCUACUGACCAUACACUCUCCUACAGGNUCAUCGAAGUCGCUGGUCCCGGAACAAUCGUACGCGUCAUGUCGGACCGUAGAACCGUUUGA